Messenger RNA from Xyrauchen texanus (razorback sucker), 6758 nucleotides. Its product is annotated as exportin-1. Gene Ontology annotation, cellular component: nucleus; cytoplasm. The record is from RefSeq and is a predicted model, not a curated record. The coding region runs from base 2133 to 5348 and encodes 1071 amino acids. Gene Ontology annotation, molecular function: nuclear export signal receptor activity; small GTPase binding. The transcript is spliced from 25 exons. NCBI's taxonomy places the organism in Eukaryota, Metazoa, Chordata, Actinopteri, Cypriniformes, Catostomidae. Gene Ontology annotation, biological process: protein export from nucleus; ribosomal large subunit export from nucleus; ribosomal small subunit export from nucleus.
UAAAUGAAAUAUGCCAAGAUUACUAAAAUGGUCUGAAGUAAUAGUCUGAGGAACAUUUUAACAUUCAAAUGAAGACAACUACGGAUCCAGUAUUAUUCAGUUCAAACUGGUCAGGUGUGAAUUUAUUAGUUACAAUACAAUUCCACACAUUCUCACUCUCUGAAGUUUAAUAAUGGUUUUAUUGCAACUCCUGCAUUGAAACAUGUAAACAAUCAAGACCCACAUGGCCAAUGCCAUAAAUGAGGAUUGCAACAUUGAUCUCAUUCAAGGAAAACAUUCUUUCGCCCCCAUUGAAGCAUCAAGCUUCAUUGAGGUUCAGAGAAUGUUGACUGCGAUUCCUGGAAAACAAACUGACUCCAUUUGUGGCACUGGCUCACUGACAGGUAAACAGGAGAUACUGGUUAAGGCACUAAGAACAACUAGAAAUGUGUUUACACCACCUCAAAUUUAUCUCUGCAUCCAAAAUUUACUGCACCAUAAAACCUACAUGGUCCGAGAGCAAAAAAAAUUUGACUUUGGAUAUAAUCCACACACACCAACUAAAAUCAAAUUGACCCUUUACAUAAACAAAAUAGCCAUGAUAGAGCUGCAAAUCUGGAGUCUGCCAUUGGAUUAAAGGUUCACCUUCAGUUUGUGUUGGUUAAGGCAGAAUAUAUAAUUUACCAAAUUACUAGUCCUAAAUUGCUGUAACGCUGCUUAUUUAGUAAGCCAUUUGAAAAGGUGUGUAGAACAGUCCAGUGUGCAAACUUGACCCAUAGGCUUAUAUGAUAUUAUUCAACAUGUGUAAAGUGCAUAACAUCUAUUGUGGCCAUGUGAAAUGCAACUUUUUUUUAUGGAUUAACUGAAAUGACAGCUAAACUGAACGACAGUGUAUUAUUUUCCUCAAUCUUUGUUCAGAGCAAGUAAUUUGCGCACAGAAAAUCCAGUAUUUUUCCAUCAAAUGACGUUUAGUGGCGUUGCGUCAUGUGACUUGCUAGGGGAAGGGGGAGUGUACAUGCGUGUGUUUCACGUCCUUAUGAACCAUAACAUGGCUAGUUUAUCAUGUUUUCGAGUUAUUCGAUGUGUUUACCUUCAGUUCAUACAUUACUGGCAUAUUGGAGUUAUGUUCGCGGUAGUUAAGUUUAUAGAGACCAUCACAAGCCAAUUGUAUCAGGCUCUGACCCAUGCCAUGCGUCUCAUACACAACCACUCCCCUUCGUGGCUUGUGGAAAAUUACCAGCUUACAAGCAGCACAAGUACAAGCUCCAACAUCCGCCACACGGACUCAAUGCCCCCGAUCUCCUUCAGCUCACCGACAAAUUAAUACUUAGGACAUGCAUACAAUUAGGCAGUAACUGUUGCGAAUAUGAAAAUAUUAUAAAAAUAUAAUAAAAAAAAAACUCACAGAGGAUUAAAGACGCGGGUAAAAAUACUCAACUCGACGAUAGAACUCAAAAGCCACGCUUUAUAUUAGAGUACAAUACAAGACAGUAAUAAUAUCACACAUUACAGAUCCGUUCUGCAAGCAGUUUGCCUUCUUUUUCUCUUAACGGGCGGAGAAGUCGCAUGGGCGCUCCAAAGAGUUGAGUUUGAUUGACGGACGCACCGUCCAACAGAUUACGACCAAGGACGCACUCAGCAACGCUGCAGCCAAUAGCCUGCUCCAAUGGGCGUGACGUUAAUCCAAACUUUUCGCGGCGCCAUCGGCUGAAAACUAAACCGAGAUGGAAUCUCCCAGUCUGAACCGGUUUCAACCGGUUACGAGUUUGUUGCCUAUGAGAAGAAGAGGCACAGGCUCAGAGUCUUAUACCGCCCUGGUGCAAAAUUUACUUCAGUACAGAGCACGGUUCUUGAUUAAGAUUAACUUUGUUCCGUAAAAUGAACCGGACUGAAAAAAUAGUUAACUCGCAGUGAUUGUUGGUGUGGAAUUCACAUCCUAGUGGUCCUCAUAUGAAGCAACUAGCUCGUAUAGUCUUCAUCACAGAGGAAUAGUGUGGCUAGCCAGUCAACGACUCAAAACCUCUCUUUUUACAUUUUGCCAGAAAUCGUGUACAAAUAGGCACCGACGAUACUGGAUCAAAUAAACAUAAUUAUAGCAACUGUGGCAGACAAGCCCACCUACUUUCUCUCAAAGGCUUGGACUUUAGAGCUCUAUGCCAGCAAUUAUGACAAUGUUGGCCGACCAUGCAGCCAGACAGCUGCUGGACUUUAACCAGAAACUGGAUAUCAACCUGCUGGAUAAUGUGGUCAACUGCCUGUACCAUGGGGUUGGGCCACAGCAAAGAAUGGCCCAGGAGGUGCUGACUCAUUUGAAGGAGCACCCAGAUGCAUGGACACGAGUUGACACCAUUCUGGAAUUCUCUCAGAAUAUGAACACCAAAUACUAUGCACUGCAGAUUCUGGAAACAGUUAUUAAAACAAGAUGGAAGAUUCUCCCCAGAAACCAGUGCGAAGGCAUUAAAAAGUAUGUUGUGGGCCUCAUUAUCAAGACGUCAUCAGAUGCAGCAAAUGUUGAGAAAGAGAAGGUGUACAUUGGAAAACUCAACAUGAUAUUAGUACAGAUCCUGAAGCAGGAGUGGCCGAAACACUGGCCCACAUUUAUCAGUGACAUUGUUGGAGCGAGCCGCACCAGUGAGAGCCUUUGCCAGAACAACAUGAUAAUUCUGAAGCUGCUCAGUGAGGAGGUUUUUGACUUCUCCAGUGGUCAGAUGACACAGGUGAAAGCCAAACACCUGAAGGACAGCAUGUGCAAUGAGUUCUCUCAAAUAUUCCAACUGUGCCAGUUUGUGAUGGAAAAUUCACAGAAUGCCCCUCUGGUGCAUGCAACUUUAGAGACUCUGCUAAGGUUUCUCAACUGGAUUCCAUUGGGCUACAUUUUUGAAACGAAACUAAUCAGUACUCUGGUGUACAAGUUCUUAAACGUGCCGAUGUUCCGCAACGUGACACUGAAGUGUUUGACUGAGAUCGCAGGAGUCAGCGUCAGCCAGUACGAGGAGCAGUUUGUUAGUCUCUUCACUCUGACCAUGAUGCAGCUCAAACAGAUGCUUCCCCUGAACACCAACAUCCGGCUGGCAUAUGCGAAUGGUAAAGAUGAUGAGCAAAACUUCAUUCAGAACCUCAGCCUGUUCCUCUGCACCUUCCUUAAAGAGCACGGACAGCUGAUAGAAAAGAGACUGAACCUCAGAGAGACUCUUAUGGAGGCUCUGCAUUACAUGUUGCUGGUGUCUGAGGUGGAGGAAACGGAGAUCUUUAAAAUCUGUUUGGAGUACUGGAACCAUCUUGCAGCUGAGCUCUACAGAGAGAGUCCCUUCUCCACCUCCACAUCUCCUCUCCUUUCAGGGAGCCAACACUUCGAUGUACCACCCCGCAGACAACUUUAUCUGCCUGUGCUGUCUAAGGUGCGCUUGCUGAUGGUGAGCCGCAUGGCCAAGCCAGAGGAAGUUCUGGUGGUGGAAAACGAUCAGGGUGAGGUGGUUAGAGAAUUUAUGAAGGACACAGACUCCAUCAACCUCUACAAGAACAUGAGGGAGACGCUUGUCUAUCUGACCCAUCUGGACUAUGCUGAUACAGAGCGCAUUAUGACAGAGAAGCUUCAUAAUCAAGUGAAUGGCACUGAGUGGUCCUGGAAAAACCUCAACACGCUGUGUUGGGCCAUUGGAUCCAUCAGUGGAGCCAUGCAUGAGGAGGAUGAGAAGAGGUUCCUUGUCACAGUCAUUAAGGAUCUGCUGGGCCUAUGCGAGCAGAAGAGAGGCAAGGACAACAAGGCCAUUAUUGCCUCCAACAUCAUGUACAUAGUGGGCCAGUACCCACGUUUCCUACGUGCACACUGGAAAUUCCUGAAGACUGUCGUCAACAAAUUGUUUGAGUUCAUGCACGAGACCCAUGAUGGAGUGCAGGACAUGGCAUGUGACACAUUCAUUAAAAUAGCUCAGAAGUGCAGGAGGCAUUUUGUGCAGGUGCAGGUGGGAGAGGUGAUGCCCUUCAUUGAUGAGAUUCUCAACAACAUCAACACCAUCAUCUGUGACCUACAGCCCCAGCAGGUUCAUACAUUUUAUGAAGCUGUCGGCUAUAUGAUUGGAGCACAAACUGACCAGGCUGUGCAGGAGCACCUUAUAGAGAAGUACAUGUUGUUACCUAAUCAGGUGUGGGAUAGCAUCAUUCAGCAGGCGACCAAGAAUGUGGACAUCCUGAAGGACCCAGAGACUGUGAAGCAGUUGGGCAGCAUUCUGAAGACCAAUGUCAGAGCGUGUAAAGCUGUGGGUCACCCUUUUGUUAUUCAGCUGGGCCGAAUCUAUCUGGACAUGCUCAAUGUAUACAAGUGCCUAAGUGAAAACAUCUCUGCUGCCAUCCAGACCAAUGGUGAGAUGGUGACAAAGCAGCCUCUGAUCAGGAGCAUGCGCACUGUAAAGAGAGAGACGCUGAAGCUAAUCUCAGGAUGGGUCAGUCGCUCCAAUGACCCACAGAUGGUGGGGGAAAACUUUGUUCCUCCGCUGUUGGAUGCUGUGCUCAUAGAUUAUCAGCGCAAUGUCCCAGCAGCAAGAGAACCGGAAGUGCUCAGUACCAUGGCAACAAUCGUAAACAAACUGGGUGGACACAUUACUGGAGAGAUCCCACAGAUAUUUGAUGCAGUGUUUGAGUGCACAUUAAAUAUGAUCAACAAAGAUUUUGAAGAGUACCCGGAGCACCGGACACAUUUCUUCUAUCUGCUGCAGGCAGUGAACUCUCACUGUUUCCCAGCAUUCCUGGCCAUCCCACCAGCACAGUUUAAACUUGUGCUUGACUCAAUUAUAUGGGCCUUUAAACACACUAUGAGAAAUGUGGCAGACACUGGCCUCCAGAUUCUGUACACGCUGCUGCAGAACGUGGCCCAGGAAGAGGCAGCAGCGCAGAGCUUCUAUCAGACAUACUUCUGUGACAUUCUUCAGCACAUCUUCUCCGUCGUUACGGAUACAUCACACACAGCUGGUUUGACUAUGCAUGCUUCUAUCCUGGCAUACAUGUUUAACCUUGUUGAGGAAGGAAAAAUCAGCACAACUCUGAACCCAUCAAAUCCAGUCAGCAACCAGGUGUUCAUCCAGGAGUUUGUGGCCAACUUGCUAAAAUCAGCUUUCCCACACUUACAGGAUGCCCAGGUGAAAGUGUUUGUGACUGGCCUGUUCAGUUUAAACCAAGACAUCCCAGCAUUCAAAGAACACUUAAGGGAUUUCCUUGUGCAGAUCAAGGAAUUUGCAGGUGAGGACACCACUGAUCUGUUUCUGGAGGAGAGGGAGGCCUCACUGCGUCAGGCCCAGGAGGAGAAACACAAACUGCAGAUGUCUGUGCCUGGCAUCCUCAACCCUCACGAAAUACCUGAGGAGAUGUGUGACUGAGUUCACAUAAGAACACACGCGCACACAACACACUGCGAUGACUCCUAAACAUACUAAACACACAACCAAAGCAGUGUUGAGGCUGCUCUUCUUUGGGCCAUCUGUGUGUAUGUGUACAUGUGUGUGAGUGCUUUAGGCUCUUCCUGUAAGGUGAUUCCUGCACUUGGCUGUCUCUUGACCAAAACAGUGCCAAUCUGUACAUGAUACUGUCACCCAGUGGCUCUGUUUGCAUAGUACGUGUUUCAUGAAGACACUUUUAUGUAUUACCUUUCCAUUGUUAACAGCUUAUGUUUGGUCAACGGCGCAUGAAAUCACAUCUGUACAGUUAACUUUUGCUUACGCGCUCGUUUUCCUUCAGCCUCUCCUCUAAUUUCCAUCAGUCUUCUCCUGUCCUCUCUUUACACACAUCAUGUAUUUGUUAAUGUAUAUGAUAUAUAAAGACCAGAGUGCAGUUUGUUGUGUUUGCAGAGAGCUGUGUGUGUUCUGGCAGUGGGCAAAUGUACCUAGUUUCAGUGUGUGCGCCAGAUUGCAGCCAUUGAGCAGCACACCUGUGCCAGCCAAUGAGAAUGUUGAUGAACGUCAGUGAUUGUAGAGGUCGCAGAGUUGCUGUGUUUCUCACUGGCUUAAGUUUUGGGGCCCCUGUGUGUGUGUGUGAAGAGCCGAGAGUCAUUUGAGACUAAAGUAGCUCUAUACUUCCUGCAGAGAGCAGCAGAAUGUGAACUAGCACAGAUCACUGAGUGAAUAGACUGAUCGAUACUGCUGUGGUUGUGAGUGCCGUUUGGGACCUGCAACUUUAUAGAGUGGAAGCUCUCUUAAUUGCUUUUCUACAUGAGAGUGUUCAGAAGCCCUCUAUAUGUUCAUAUCGACAUAAUUGUACAGCAUCUUUACUACCCUGGGAACACAUGGAUGGUUCGUCCUGUUUCGUUGUGGGUGUGCGAGCGUGCGUGUGUGUUGUCGCUAAGCCGACAUCAGGUUUUUUGUUUUCCUCAAUGAGGAUGGUUGCUCCUUUUGUGAGCUUUCAUUAAACUGAAGUUUAAAAAAAGUGGUUGAAAUAUUUAUGGGUUCUUUUAGGCUACACCUUUAUAACUGCUCAUGUUAACUCGCUCAGAGAUGGCUUUGGAGUUUUUUUAAUUGUACUAAUUUACAUUGUUUGCCAUGCUGUAGUGCAACAGGACACUACCCAGAGCAAAAAUAAAUAUCAGUUUACAUUUAAUUUUGUAUUUUUGCAUUUUUCAUUUGUAACUUUUUGAGUCUUGUCCAAAUAAGGCAAAAGGGUUUUAUUCAGAGAAAACAGAAAUGCCAACAUUCUCAUUAGGACAAGAAUGUACCAAUCUAAAUACUGAUGAUCAAUGGUUUAUUCCCCUUUACUAUGUGUUGCAUUUGUUGUGAAUUUUUUUGAACUGAUUAAAG